CAUUGCACCUGUAAUGUCCUCGCAGACGCAAUUACGUUUGAUUCUCUAUGAGUUCUCGAGGAAAUUUCAAACGAAAUUGAGUACCCAGAAACUGCAUAGCUUUGUUACUAAGUCCAGACUCGCUCGUGAUCCCUUUUUCGCGACGCAGCUUGUCAGACUCUAUGCGCAAAACGAUGAUCUUGCGUCUGCCCGCAAACUGUUCGACGUAUUUCCUGACAGAAGCGUUUUCCUCUGGAACUCUGUUAUUCGAGCUUAUGCUAAAGCCCAUCAAUUCAGUACUGCUUUUUCACUUUUCUCUCAGAUGCUGAGUUCUGAUAGGAGACCAGAUAACUUCACCUAUGCAUGCUUAGCUCGUGGCUUUUCAGAGAGUUUCGAUACUGAUGGACUGAGGUGUAUUCAUGGGAUUGCAAUGGUAUCUGGUCAUGGAUUUGAUCAAAUUUGUGGCAGUGCAAUUGUUAAAGCUUAUUCAAAAGCUGGCCAUAUUUCUGAAGCAAGUAAGUUAUUUCUUUCAAUUCCAGAUCCAGAUGUUGCUUUAUGGAAUGUUAUGAUUUCUGGAUAUGAAUGCUGUGGGAUUUGGGAUAAAGGAAUCAAUAUGUUUAACUUAAUGCAACAUCGAGGAAAUCUACCAAAUUGUUAUACAAUGGUAGCCCUAGCAACUUGUUUGAUUGAUCCUAGUUUGCUACACAUUGCUUGGUCUGUUCAUGGAUUUUGUUUGAAAAUCAAUCUGGAUACUCAUUCUUAUGUUGGUUGUGCUUUAGUGAACAUGUACUCAAGAUGCAGGUGCAUAGCUUCUGCUCGUAGUGUGUAUAAUAGCAUCUCUGGGCCUGAUUUAGUUGCGUGUUCUUCUUUGAUAACUGGUUAUUCGAGAUGUGGGAAUCACAAGGAGGCUUUGUAUUUGUUUAAUGAGCUGAGAGUGAGUGGUAAGAAGCCGGAUUGUGUUCUUGUGGCGAUUGUAUUAGGGUCUUGUGCUGAGUUAUCAGAUUCAGUCUAUGGAAAAGAAGUGCAUGGCUAUGCUAUUAGACUAGGACUAGAGUUUGAUAUCAAGGUUCACUCAGCUCUUAUAGACAUGUACUCAAAAUGUGGGGUUUUGGAUUCUGCGAUAAAUCUUUUUGAGGGAAUUCCAGAGAAAAACAUUGUUUCCUUCAAUUCCGUUAUUUUGGGUCUUGGCUUGAACGGAUUUGCUUCCACUGUGUUUGAAAAGUUCACCGAGAUGCUUGAGAUGGGCUUGAAACCUGAUGAGGCCACUUUCGCUGCUCUGCUUUGUACUUGUUGCCAUUCGGGACUUUUAUAUAAGGGUCAAGAAAUCUUCGAGAGAAUGAAGUUUGAGUUUGGUAUUGAACCAAAAACAGAGCAUUAUGUUUACUUAGUAAAGUUGAUGGGAAUGGCUGGAAAGCUAGAAGAAGCAUUUGAGUUUGUAAUGUCACUACGAAAACCAAUUGAUUCAGGAAUUUUGGGAGCACUAUUGUCAUGUUGCGAAGUUCAUGAGAACACGCAGUUGGCUGAAGUUGUAGCAGAGAAGAUAUUGGAGAAUGGGGAAGAGAGAGGAAGAAGUGUAUACAAAGUGAUGCUCUCUAAUGUGUAUGCAAGAUAUGGGAGAUGGGAUGAAGUAGAAAGGCUUAGAGAUGGAAUUUCAGAAAGCUUUGGAGGGAAAUUGCCAGGGAUUAGUUGGUUUUAACCGCGAAAAACAACCGAGCUUCUUGCUGAUGAUGAAGAUGAAGCAGAGAAGCUCUUUCUGGUGUUUGAGGAACGUUACAGACAUAAAGAAGGAAUGAGGCAUGCCAUUGCUGGGAAGAGGAUGUUUCAGUACGUAGAUAAGGUUAGAAGAAAACCCUUGAAUUAUCGUUGUUGGUUUUGUUUGGAGUCUAAAAGUCACAAAGAUCAGAUCAGAGAAGUUUUAUGGGAUAAUUUUGAAGAUAUUCCGGUCUGAUCGGAUCUAUCUUAGGUUAGGGAGACAAACCAUUGAAUUUAUUUAUUUAUCCUUUUUUUCUUCUCA
This is a messenger RNA of Capsella rubella, 1993 nucleotides long. RefSeq names its product putative pentatricopeptide repeat-containing protein At1g64310. NCBI's taxonomy places the organism in Eukaryota, Viridiplantae, Streptophyta, Magnoliopsida, Brassicales, Brassicaceae. The record is from RefSeq and is a predicted model, not a curated record. The transcript has a single exon. Bases 14 to 1675 code for a protein of 553 amino acids. Gene Ontology annotation, biological process: RNA modification. Gene Ontology annotation, molecular function: protein binding; RNA binding.